UUGAAGCAAACCCGUUGCUUUGACAACUCAGCGCGGCAUCAUGUUUUCAACACCUAUAGAUUUUAUCCAACUGUUUUAAUAAUUCGUGAAAUAAAGUCACAUAACAAUUAUAACAUAUCCAGUUGUUUUGUGUGUAGUGCCAUAAAUACAAUAUCUAACAUUAUUUUAAUUACAAUUUAGAAAUUUUAUUUUUGCUUGUGUAUAUAAAAAGGUACUACAAAAUGCAUGUACUUGUACGACAAGGAAUCGACAAGGCUCUCACGAUAUAUAUUGAUUCCAUUUUAAUCACUGUUGAAGAAUUUCGAAAAUUAAUUGAUGAGAAGUUCAAAGUAGCCCCCGAGAGACAGAGACUUUUAUUUCGAGGCAGAGAGCUAGAAGACGGUAAAAGAUUUCAUGAUUAUAAAAUAAAACAAAAUGACUUAAUCCAACUAGUCUCUCGGAUUUUGCAGUCCGAGUUACCUUCAGUUGCACCAGUUUGCACAAAUAAAGUUGUCGAAGAAAAACCAAAAGAUAAAUUUGAAGAUUCUUCUGACAGUAAAUAUUACCAUGUUGGUGAUUUGGUAGACGGUCAAGAUAUAACCCACGGUGCAUGGUUUGAAGGAGAAAUUGUUAGAAUUAAUUUAAAAGAUGAUGGGCUUCUAUACUUGGUCAAAUUUAAAGUGUCUUCAGAUGAUGAACCCAUGGAAUUAAAGUUGGCAUGUAUUAGACCUAGAGCACGCACAAAAUUAAAUAUAGAUGAUUUAAAACCUGGACAAAGGGUUAUGGUUAAUUAUAAUACAGACGAUAUCAAAGAAAGAGGCUAUUGGUAUGAUUUAGAAAUAUCAGACAUUAAAUCAGGAAGAAAAGUCAAACAUUUAAUUGGUACUUUAUACAUGGGACAUGAAAACGUUCGAGAAGAAGACUGUAAAGUCGUUCAGUUAGAAGACAUUUAUCAAGUUGAAACACACAAACUGUUAACAGACAGGACUGAUGCCGAUGAAAAGCUAAUGAAAACUGACACAGAAUUAAGGUACCUUGCUUUUUACUGCUUGAAAUGUCGUGAUGAUAAUUCUAAAGAUUGCAAAAAUUGCGGUUGCUCUGUUUGUUCAAAAAAAGAUAAUGCGGAUAACAUAAUUUUAUGUGAUGAGUGUGAUAAAGGAUAUCAUAUACAAUGUCUAACACCGCCCUUGGACAAACUACCAGAAGAAGAUAAUUGGUAUUGUCCUGAGUGCAAGACAGAUGUCAAUAGUAUUGUUAAAAGCGGUAGUACAACAAAACAACAAGUGCGGAAUGUAAAUACCUCCAAAGACUGGGGAAGAGGAAUGGCAUGUGCUGGUCGUACGACAACAUGUACCAUAGUACCACCUGAUCACUUUGGUGCUAUUCCAGGAGUUCCGGUUGGCACUUGCUGGAAAUACAGAAUUCAAGCAAGUGAAGCUGGUGUUCAUCGCCCACCGGUUUCAGGUAUACAUGGUAAAGCAACUAUAGGUGCUUUUAGCAUAGUUCUUGCAGCAGGUUAUGAAGACGAUAAGGAUGAUGGUCUAGAAUUCACUUACACUGGUUCUGGUGGUCGAGACCUCUCCGGAAAUAAACGCACAGCGGAACAAAAUCAUGAUCAAAAACUGACUAGGGAAAAUGAAGCUCUUGCUAAAAAUUGUAAUAUACCUUUAAACCAAAAAGGUGGUGAAGCUAAAGAUUGGAAAAAGGGGAAACCAGUAAGAGUAAUUCGUUCAGAAAAGUUAGUUAAACAUAAUCCAAAAUAUGCACCAAAAGAAGGCUUGAGGUAUGAUGGUAUAUACAAAGUUGUUAAAUACUGGCAGCAAACUGGGCAAUCUGGGUUCAAAGUUUGGAGAUAUUUACUAAAAAGAGAUGAUCCUGCACCAGCGCCAUGGGAGGAAAAUGGUGUUACGCUUCCAAUAAUAUAUCCAGACAACUAUUUGGAAGCACAGAACGAAAAACUAUCCAAGAAAAGAAAAGCUGAGGAUAGUUCAAGUAAAGCAACUAAAAAACAAAAAUCUGAUGAUGCUAAAUCAGAAUCUAGUCCUGUUGUUAUCCCUGAACAUAAGCUGACUCAAGAGCAGAACGAGAAAAUAUUAGAAGAUACAAUCAACAAAAAGUUAUGGGAUCUGUGUCUGGAGAAAUUGCCUGAAGGAGAAAAGAAAUUUGUUGACUGCGUUCAAUCUACAUUUGCUUGCAUCAUUUGUCAAGAAAUUUGUGUAAAACCAAUUACAACUCCAUGUUUGCACAAUAUGUGUUUGUCUUGUAUGAAAAGAUCUUUUGCUGCAGAGGUAUAUACUUGUCCAUAUUGCAGACAAGAUUUAACAAAAGAGUACAAAUUUAAGGUUAAUGAAGAAUUAUCAGCAAUUUUAAAAUGUUUACUACCUGGGUAUGAUGCCCGAUGAUAAA
Messenger RNA from Ctenocephalides felis (cat flea), 2385 nucleotides. Its product is annotated as E3 ubiquitin-protein ligase UHRF1-like. The transcript has 2 exons. Gene Ontology annotation, biological process: protein ubiquitination; negative regulation of gene expression via chromosomal CpG island methylation. The record is from RefSeq and is a predicted model, not a curated record. Bases 222 to 2381 code for a protein of 719 amino acids. Gene Ontology annotation, molecular function: protein binding; ubiquitin protein ligase activity. NCBI's taxonomy places the organism in Eukaryota, Metazoa, Arthropoda, Insecta, Siphonaptera, Pulicidae.